This is a messenger RNA of Exophiala dermatitidis NIH/UT8656, 1761 nucleotides long. RefSeq lists its product as uncharacterized. Bases 1 to 1761 code for a protein of 586 amino acids. Lineage: Eukaryota; Fungi; Ascomycota; Eurotiomycetes; Chaetothyriales; Herpotrichiellaceae. The record is from RefSeq and is a predicted model, not a curated record. The transcript has 3 exons.
AUGGUCUACAACUGGGAGCCCCACAAAGAUGUCUGCUACAAGCUCUACAUCGAAGAGCGCAAGUCGCUCGAGGAGAUCAUGCAGCACAUGCGCGAUACCGAGAACUUCACGCCCUCGAAGCGGGCUUUUCAGACCCAGUUCAAACGAUGGGGGUUCCCCUCGAAACGAAAGCCGGCUUUUCGCGACGAGGAUCUGGUGGAUCGCGUGAAAGAGCUUUGGGAAGCCAACUAUAGUCAACGAAACAUGCUUGCCGUGCUACAUCAAGAAGGCCACGAUAUCAAAGAACGCGAACUUAUGAGGUUGCGCGCGAAGAAUCGCUGGUUGAUGCGCAUUCCCAACGGCGCCAAACAGACUCCGGCGGAGGAGGCAGAGGCUCGUCUCGAGGCCCAGAUGCUGGAGGCCGCGCAGAACGAAGAAGGAAUCUCCGCCGAACCGGCUCCGGCCCCAGCCCAGGCACCACCGGCCGACGAGCCACCGGAGGAAUUUCUGCAACAGCAGAAAGAGAGACUUGAACGACUUCAGGCACUCAGCGACGAGAGGUGGCAGGCCAAGAAGCGACGUCGCCGGACCAAGGGUUAUGCUGGACUUCCGGCUGAUCCGCCAGGACUUCCACCUCGCUUUCCAUCCGAAACCACGCUCGAAGAGAGCAGAGAAAUCUUGUCGCUCAACACGAAGCAGUACCGCGCUCUACGUGAUCAAUUCCAGGCCAUCUGUCAGGAGGGAGGGAUUUUGCAGAAGACCGUCGCAGGCGCCGAAAGGUGGGCAGCGGCGAAAGAUCGUCUUGUUCAUGAGAAUCCCGUGCUUCAAGCCACGUUGUACGCAGACCCCACGACCCGACCAUCGAAGGAUCUCGCACUAGAUGUCAUCUGCACCGAUGUCACCAAACGCAUCCGCACCAUGGGCCGCCGGCUCACCAUCCUGGAAUCCAAGAACAUUCUCGGCUUGAAUCCGGAACAGAGCCGCCAAAUCCGGAGUGGUUUCUAUAACAUUUUGGAUUCGGAGCACUACACCAGCAAGUUGGAAAUGGGACCGGAGAAGUGGCAGGAGUUCAAGGACCGCUGGAUCGCCGAAACACCGCUUUUGCAGCAGAUUCUGGCACCGGGCAACGCCGACCCGGACCACGAGAAGAAGAAGGCGGCUCUCGAGCUCCUCUGCCGCGAUGUCAUGAAACGUGUCAGGGACGAUCGCGCGAAGAAGAAGGGGACGUUUCGAAAGAAGACCACCGAAACUCCACCGCGCUCCGUUGAUGGUGCUGGUGCUGGUGCCGGUGCCGCGGUCACAGACGACUCAACCCAUGCGGUCGAUGCCGUCGAGAUGACGCCUCAAGCACCCCACAGCAGUGCCUACGAGCCAUCGCAACCGGCGAAUCCAUACAGUGAUAUGUCGAAUACGAUGCAGACAAAUGAUUUGUCUGAGCUUCAGAUCGAUCCCAAUCUUCUCCAGGUCGCAGACAACCUUGGAUCACCACCCGUGUCGACCAUGACACCGGUGUAUGUCCGACCACAUCCCAAAUCGACCAUGUACAACAACACCAAAAUAGCUUUGGCGUCGUUGUCGGGCCGGACAGUGCAGGAGUUGCACGCCAUGCUCGCGGCUAAGUAUCCAGGAGCAAAGCCGACUCGCAUCGACGGGGUUGAGAAGGAUGCCAAUGGCAACGAGAUCUCUUAUCUGAUAGAGGAGGAUGAAGAGCUCGAUGCAUACCUUGAGCAUGUUCAGGGACGUAAAGCGACGUUUGUCGUCUUACUGACACCGGAUGAGUAG